This is a messenger RNA of Drosophila obscura, 1498 nucleotides long. RefSeq lists its product as uncharacterized. Bases 101 to 1420 code for a protein of 439 amino acids. The transcript has a single exon. The record is from RefSeq and is a predicted model, not a curated record. NCBI's taxonomy places the organism in Eukaryota, Metazoa, Arthropoda, Insecta, Diptera, Drosophilidae.
AAUUUUAUUUCAUAUAGUUUUCGGUCGUUUUUCUAGCAAGCACAUUUCAAUUCGUUUUUAAAAUUAGUUGAGUUUAAAUAAAAAAAUUUACGUUUCACAAAUGGAGGAGGAUAACAAAGAGCUGCAGGUUGGCGAUGGCAUGGGCAUGUGCUGCUGCAACUGCAAACAGAAGUUGAGUCCCCGCCAGCUGUUCGACGACAAUGUGGAGGACAUUGCCAAGAGCCUGGCACAGGUAAUGCUGAUCUGUGGCAUCAGCACGGCAAAGUGCUGCCAGGCGAGGUCCAUCAUCAAGCGUUCGUUUGUGUACCACGAAAAGUUGAGGACGCAGUGCAGCCCGAAUGCGGGACCAGAGUCGCGUCUCAAUCGGGACGACAUGCUGCAGGCGUUGCGCAUCAAGUGCGAGAUGGAGAGCGUCGAGGCCAUGCUCUCGUAUUCGAUCAUCAAGCGGGCGUUCAAGGCCUUCUUCCAUGGAAAGCCACCGGUGACGCUGAGCAAUCCGGUUGUGGAUGCCAUGGCCAUACACAGGCAGCAGCCGGCCUGGAUGCAUGCCGCCUACAAGACGUCCAGGAUCUUCGACAACUAUCACUCGGCGUUCUUUUGGGCGCACAAGUCCUAUGAGAAGCAGAUCAAUGCGAUCUACUCGGCGCUCUACAGUCGCAUGAGUGCCCGUUGCAAUCCGCUGGCGGUGUCGCUGUGCCCCUGUCGUGGCUGCCUCAAGCAGAAGGUGCCCGGUGCUCCAACGAGCCGCGAGACGCGUGUGCCCCUCAAGUUCACGCUCAAGGAGAGCUGUGAUUUGCCCAAGGACUGCAUUCUGUGCGGGCUGCAGGUGCCACCGCAAAUGACGGCGGGCUCCAAGGUACAUGUGCAGCUGCCACGUCCCAUACGCAAUGGCGAGGUGAAUCUGCCGCGCUGCGAUGAGUGCAACAGUCCGUUGCUCAUCUGCGAGUGCAACAUCGAUCAGGUGACGGGUGAGCAGUACGGGGAAUGCGGCCAGGACUCGUACAAGGUGAAGUGGUAUCGCCUGGAGGAUGAGCAGCCGCAGCCCAAGCCCGUGUGGCCUUCGUGUGAGGGAUACACGGUACCAGGGUCCGAGGAGCAGAACAGCAGCACGGCACAGCCCACCGAGGAUUGGGAGAAUCAUCACUGCCCCGUGGACUGCCGACACGACAGCUGCAGUGAGGCCUCAAAUGUGUGCCCCGGCGAUGUGGGAUCAUCGAAUGUGUGCGAUGACGACGACUCCAGUGACGGCGGCUCCAGCUACCAAAGCUGCACAGAUCUGACGGACAAUAUGGUGGAUCAACUGGAGGAUUAUCUCAACAAACUGUGGGCCCAAGAGGUGGCCGAAAAGAAGAAUCCACAGACGUAUGUGGCCGGUACAAUCCGAGAGCCAGGACCAGCCUGUAAGCGUUGCAAGGAUUGAGCCGCCAGCCAGCUUCACACUGUAUUUGCUCCUUUUGUCUAAGAUUUCGUUAACACAAGCAAUUCGAGUAUUCCUCUA